AUGUAUGACACGACGCCAGAAGAGCACGCGAAGAUUGUCACGUCGUCGCCAGAGAAUAAUCUGUACAUCAGAAUUCCUUUUCCUUUGAGGCAGUCACUACCUGAUGCAGUUCUGAAGGCUGCCAGUGAGAGAUUACAGAAGUUCGUGAAGGAAACAUUCUGGUGCAAUCAGGAGUUUUACAAGUGCACACUGGCAGCCAUUGCUUUGGCCAAGCGAGGCGAAAACAUUGAUCGCUGCUUCAUUGGCGAAUCGUCAGGGGGCACGGGGCAGUCGUUGUUUAGUUGUCAUCUUGCGGCGGUUUAUGCGCAUAACCAUCAGUUCAUCGAUCCCAACAUCUUCUACAAGGAGGAAGAGCUUCGCAAGAGACUGGAACAGUUUGCGCACUGUUCCAUAGUUACCGCGCAAGAAGCUCCCGAAACGAACCGACAUUUCCAGCAAGAUCUGUAUAAGAAAUUUAUGUCGGCCGACGAGUUGGCAGGUCGGAAGCCAUAUGGUUAUGUGACGAAAAUGAUGAGAGUUAGCGGUUUCAAAAGGUUUGAAACCAACAAGAUCAUGUCAUUCAAGAAUGUUAUGGAGAAGAACUUCAACUCUAUAUACAGACGCUGCCUGGUCUGGAACCCGAAGCCCAUUUUCGUUGACGACACCGCAUUUGGAGAUGGCUACCCUGACCCGCAGGCCGACGGGAUCUUCCAAAAGGAUCCUACUCUACGCAGCUUCCUUGAAAGCGGUCCUGCCAUUGCUGCUGCCAUCGUGCAGCAGCAUGGCUUUGAAUCGCACUUCUCAAGACAGCAGUGCAUUAAAACAAUCGAGGAUUAUGCCAUGAGUGGACUCACCGAGCGCAAGGUGAGAGCGGCAUGUGGUUUGCGUCCACCGGAGGACGAGCCCACGGUCGAAAAGGAGCAGACCGCCCUCGUGGCCAUCCUCAAGCACAACGAUGACGAGGCUGACGAGUCUGCGGAUCAAGAGGCCACACCUUUGGCAAAAGCACACGUGGCUCUAACGAAGUUUUUGUUGACCACGAAAAAGGCCACGAUGACGAAGCCCUGGUGGUCUCGCUUUUCUAAGCCCAAGCUGGGUGUCAACCCUAAAGAAGUAACGUUGGAUGAUUUGGUCAAAGAAAACCUUCUGCUUCCAGCUGACACAAAGUCAGAGCCAGAAACAUUCAUUCCCAUGAUACCGUGUGCGAAGUCUCUGGACGAGAUUUUCGAGGUGGGAUACGACUCCGAAACUACGUGGAUACGGGAACAUCUCCAUGCCAGCAAGCUGUGGGAAGCGGUUGAAGGCAACCCGGGCCGCGGUGCGAAUGCUGAGGUGCUGCAGCAGUUCUACACACAGGUCUUGAAAAAGUUAGAGUCUGGCAAAGGUCGCAAGUCCCAGCACCAGCAUGACAUUAUUGCCGUCUGGCGUUCCUUGUCGGAGAAAUUGAGCAAGCACGAAGACUGUGCCCGCGCUGUACUGGAAAAGCUAGAGAAUCAAAUCUCUGCUGUUGCUAGUUCACAACCAGCGUCACAACAGUUAGCAACUACGCCUUCUCGACGCCGUCGCAAGAAAAUGCCAGCGACUGCCGAAGUUGAAGAUGCACCUGCAUCUGAAAGCAAUAUUGUAUCUGGAAACCCUUUCCAGAAGGACUCAGGUUUCGUUGGUAUUGAUGUGCCGUACAAGUACAAGUUAGAUGGCUUGCGUUCUCGCAGAUACGGAGAUCGCUUUUCAGUACAGAAUCUGGGCACAGCAUGGCAGGCUGUUGCGCUGCACGAGACCAUGGACCUGGACAUUGAGAACUGCUCCUUCGCGCUGCUGUAUCAGAUUAUGACAAAGUUGAAGCCGCAACACCAAGCUUGGCCACAGGUCAAAAACACACUACGUGCUUGCAGUGAACAGCGAAAAGAGAUCAUUGAGAAGAAGCUCAAGUUGAGUUUAUCGGAAGGCAAACUCCUUAUGCAGAAGGUACUCAAUGGCGGUGUGCCUCCCGACGAGCUCGCAGAGAAUGAGUUUAUACAGGAGCUGCAGCGAGCAUCGUUGUUCUGUCGCUGGGUCGCCGCCUCAACGCUGAAGGAUUUGGUUUGGACAAGUCUUUUGCGCUCCAAAGACAGACCAGAUGUCUCGGUUCUUACCUAUUUCUGGAACGUUGCAGAGGAUGUAGUGCUGGAAGCCUGGCUUGGGAAAGUGAUUCCUCUGGGAAGCAAGCAUCUCUCGCUUCACUUUGACGGCAUCAGACUGGAUCGCUCCGUUGCCCACGGUGACGUAAACUCCUUUUGUCAGAGCUGUGCCGAAGCCAUCUACAACGCUACAGACCUGCUUGUCACAAUUCGAGAAAAAGAGCAUCACAGUUUCAGUGGCUUCUUGAAGAACAUUACCGACAGUGCAGCAGUUGAGUGUCCUGAAAUUCUUUGUGAAACUGGAAACUGCAUACUGGCAGCUCUGUAUCACCUUGGUUUGCAGGAGUCGGCACUCUCUAUGGCCUCGAUGACCGAAGGGCCCGAACACGCGUUUUUCCGCAGACGCCGGCAACGAAAGUAUGUAGACGUUGCCGAGAAGCUGGAGCUCUCGAUCUAUCCCCGAAUACAACCAAGCGUUCUCAAGUCUGGGCAAAAGGUUUUGCUUCACAUUGCCUACGACGGGAAUCCACACUGUGUGGCUUUGGAAAUGCUAACAGGUACUCAAGUACGCAUUACAGACGUGAAGGUCAGCUACAACUGUUCUGCGCAACAUCUCCUGCAUAUGUUAUCGGCAGCCAGUGACCGCAAGUACAUCUUGUUUUUCCAUCUGCAGCAAAAGCCAGGUAAAAAUGCAGGCGAUGCACUAGACGAUGAUUAUGAAAGUCUGUUGGAAAGUAUGGCAGGUGGAAGCGAGGAAGAUCUUGAGGAUCGCUUCGUUUAUGACUUGGACGUUCAAGAAAAUGCCGACGAAGAUGACGAUGAUGCGUCCUUGGCCGACGAGAGCAUUACCCAAGUUGGUGAUGAGUUACUGCAAUAUUUGAAGGAUGAAGUUCAGAAGCACCUGAACGGCUGCCUUCGACGACGUGGCAAGAAAAAACAGACUGCUCGUUGUCCCUUCUGUCCGUUCCGAUCGUGGCCGAUCAGCAAGAAGGCACGAGUUCUGGAACAUGUGCGUCUCUAUCACUCACCGAGAAAACAGUUUGUUCCAAGUGGCACAAAGCAAUUGAAGCUGAUCAUUGCUCUUCAUGACUACGACCAAUGUCAGGGUCGUGAUCGAGGCAACUACCUUUAUCGGAGCAGCCGAAUUCUACGGAACACCGUCACUCCGCCACUAUCCUCGAAGCAUGUGUUGGUGGAUCGUGAGCUGAGACUCGUACUCACAGCACAAGGCCCUGAAUUCUGGAAUGUUUUGGCAGUGCAGCAGCAACCUUUGCGACGAGUUCGAAAUUUAUACUACACACAUGGCUUUGGUCAAAUCCUUUACCGAGAGAUGCUUAUUUGUAAAGCCAAGGUCUAUGCGUUUCAUGCACGCAUGAUGACGCUGUUUUCGCCAGAGACUUGCAGUUUGUUGCCGCGUCACAGCAAGCACUGGUGGCCGAUCGUGGAAGAUGUUUUUAUGUCAAAGAAGCCGAAGGAGCUUAAGUCUCACUUGCUGGACGAAAUGCUGUUCCAUGAAGAGUUCCAAGUCCUCAGCAUGGAUGCAACGCUUCGCUGCUGUCUUUCGCUUAUGGGACAGGCGCAUCCCAGAGCUCGGAGGGAAGUGAAGGACUCGGCAGUUUUCGUUGGGGACGAGGUGCUUACCUGCCGUGGCCGCAGCAACGCCGUGGUGCUACUGCAAGCAACCUCCUCGGAUGAAACUGACGUGCUGGUGCAAACUCUUGCUGAGCACUUACAUCCGAAAGCCCUGGCUCAGAUUCAGUUUCUCUCAGUGGACAACCCGUCACAGAAGCUUUUCCGGGAGGCGAAAACUAUCUGUCCAAAUCUGCAGCUGCUGGCACUCGAUCCAACGCACCUUGCCAUGACAUGCGAGUAUGCAUCAAGCAGAAAACGCACGGCGGCAACCAAAUGUUUGCGUUUGAUCCUCCGCAAACUUACUGCGCGCGACAAUCUUUCGGCUGCUACAUGGGGGCCUGUCUUCACCGGCAGUAACGCCAAACCUCUUACCCGUGAAGAAGAAAAGGCUCGCAAUCAGAUUGAAGACAAGAGCAUGCGUAAGGUGCAGGCAGAAAGCAUUUUGCAGAACCUGGAUCCUGCGAAGCCGUUUCUGCUACGCUUGGACUGGAUUCAAGCUCUCGCGGCGUUGGCAUCCGUUCAUCGCAGCGAGAUGGACAGACUCGCUCCGGGCCCGAACAGGAAGAUCUACCAGUUGCUGCACACAGCUUCGGCGCCGAACAGAUCAGGUUGGUAUUUCAACAAUCUCAUCAUGCGGCACCUGCUUUCAGCGGAGCGGCUGUCGAUGAUGCCCAUUGGCACAAGCAGCAAUGAAGCGCUCCAUCACGAAAUCAAUAAUUGGUUUCGGGAGACGCAGAAACUUCAUAAGGCCACGUUGACGCUGAAGCUUGAAAUAAUGAAUCGUGAGUAUGAUAAGCAGAACGCUAUAGUCUGCCUGGGCACUGAGAACAGCAGCCAAGAAAGCUCAGAUCACGGAAGAAAGCUGUUGCUGGGCCCCCUGGAGUGGGAUGAGGCAGCAGUGACCCGGAGUAUGAGCAAGGACGAUUGGAAGAGCUCAGAUCACGGAGGGAAGCUGUUGCUGGGUCCCCUGGAGUGGGAUGUGGCAGCAGUGACCCGGAGUAUGAGCAAGGACGAUUGGAGGAGCUCAGAUCACGGAGGGAAGCUGUUGCUGGGUCCCCUGGAGUGGGAUGGGGCAGCAGUGACCCGGAGUAUGAGCAAGGACGAUUGGAGGAGCUCAGAUCACGGAGGGAAGCUGUUGCUGGGUCCCCUGGAGUGGGAUGGGGCAGCAGUGACCCGGAGUAUGAGCAAGGACGAUUGGAGGAGCUCAGAUCAUGGAGGGAAGCUGUUGCUGGGUCCCCUGGAGUGGGAUGGGGCAGCAGUGACCCGGAGUAUGAGCAAGGACGAUUGA
This is a messenger RNA of Symbiodinium sp. CCMP2592, 5016 nucleotides long. Lineage: Eukaryota; Dinophyceae; Suessiales; Symbiodiniaceae. The record is from the annotation of a GenBank genome assembly.